Molecule: messenger RNA, 306 nt
Organism: Penicillium samsonianum
Lineage: Eukaryota; Fungi; Ascomycota; Eurotiomycetes; Eurotiales; Aspergillaceae
Product: DUF4396 domain-containing protein
Exons: 2
Coding region: 1-306 (101 amino acids)
Source: RefSeq, a predicted model, not a curated record
AUGGCCUUGUCGAUGGUAUCCGGUAUCACAACUUCAGUUAUCCUCGAGACAAUCCUGCUCCGCCAGGGGGCUGACCAGCUCUCCUGGCCGAUGGCUGCUCGUACCGCUAUGGGAAUGAGCAUGGUUUCGAUGUUGGCCAUGGAACUAGCUGAAAAUGCAGUUGACUAUCAUCUGACCGGUGGGAUAGUUGCUUUUGGAGAUCCGAAGUUCUGGUUGGCGGCAGUGGUAUCGAUCGGUGCUGGGUACUUGGCGCCGUUGCCGUAUAACUAUCUGCGUCUUCGAAAAUAUGGGAAAUCGUGUCACUGA